Messenger RNA from Suillus bovinus, 633 nucleotides. RefSeq lists its product as uncharacterized. The transcript is spliced from 3 exons. The coding region runs from base 1 to 633 and encodes 210 amino acids. The record is from RefSeq and is a predicted model, not a curated record. NCBI's taxonomy places the organism in Eukaryota, Fungi, Basidiomycota, Agaricomycetes, Boletales, Suillaceae.
AUGGAUGCCAAUUUUUACUUAUGCUGCCGCAACAAGUCCUCUGAGCAGGCAGACCGUAGCCUAAGCAAGGGCUGGGCUUACUUUGUAGAACACAAUGGAUUCAAAAAUGUGCUUGACGCUUAUGCCAGCCAGGUGCAAGAGAAAAGUUCUUGCACCAGCCAUAACACUGUUAAUCUUGCUGACACCAAGAAUUCGCGGGGACUUGCUGCCACAGGUGUUGGCGCCAUCAUUUGCGCUCAUCAUAACCUUACACAUCCAUCCUCAGUCGGAGAUCUCCAAAAAGGAGAAAGGUAUGCAAAUACGGAUUACCUAUUCUUCUCAACAAUGCAACAUUCUAACAAGGUUCUGGCUCUCAAUGUCUCAUAUAAUAUUGCCUGUCAAUGGAGUAAACACUUGUGUCAGCAGAUGUCACACUAUCCCUCCCAGAUUCAUUUUGCAACCGACUCGAAAAUUUUACCAGUUUCAUGUCAAACUUCAUAUUCUCUCAACCUCAUCAAAGGCAUGGCGAGGACUGAUGGUGAAGCCAUCAAAUGUGGAUGGUCCAACAUGAAUCCUGCUGCUACAAGCACAUGGGAAAUGGGCCCAGGGUUAAGACGCAACAUCUUGGAUGACCAUUUUGGCGAUUGGAAUUGA